AUGGUAUCAGAGCACAAGGGGAAACAAUCUACAAAAGAUUUACCAGUCUACGAUCCGUUCGAUUACGAUAACGACGAUCUUCUAGACGAACCGAAAGAAGAUCUAAGCCCUAAUUCUAAGGUACACCACUUAACUAUUAAAGAAUCUGAUUCAAGAAUUCAUCAAGACUCAAGUGUCGACGAACAACUAGUGGAGGAUCAAAACCCUAACACAACUGUAGAAGAAAUUGUUCAAGAUCCAUCUCCUCUACACUUUCAAAUGGCAGAAAAAAAGCGUGAUCGUACUGAUCCUCUAUAUCUACAUGGUGGAGAAUCCUCUUCAACCGUUCUUACAUCGACUGUUCUUACAAGGCUCAACUAUUUUGAGUGGAGCACGAGCGUUCAAUUAGGACUUCUGGCCAAGAUGAAGACAGGUUUUAUAGAUGGUUCUUGUAAGAUGCCGAGUGAUAACAAAGAAGCUAUACUUUGGAGGAUGGUCGACGCAACUGUAAGAACUUGGAUUAUGAAUACUAUUGAUAAGAAGAAUAAAGUCCAUUUUCAGAGCACUCUUACAUCACAACAACUAUGGGACGAAAUCAAAGCACGCUAUGAAGGAAACAAUGGGCCAACACAGUAUCAAUUGAGGAAGAACAUCUACACAAUUCAACAAGAAACUGCACUUGUGAUAGAAGUAACAUACAUACAUGUGUUGGAUGUAAACUAG
Impatiens glandulifera is the source of this 702-nucleotide messenger RNA. RefSeq lists its product as uncharacterized. NCBI's taxonomy places the organism in Eukaryota, Viridiplantae, Streptophyta, Magnoliopsida, Ericales, Balsaminaceae. The transcript has a single exon. Bases 1 to 702 code for a protein of 233 amino acids. The record is from RefSeq and is a predicted model, not a curated record.